Brassica oleracea var. oleracea is the source of this 1335-nucleotide messenger RNA. Its product is annotated as aspartic proteinase CDR1-like. Bases 1 to 1335 code for a protein of 444 amino acids. The record is from RefSeq and is a predicted model, not a curated record. Gene Ontology annotation, cellular component: extracellular region. NCBI's taxonomy places the organism in Eukaryota, Viridiplantae, Streptophyta, Magnoliopsida, Brassicales, Brassicaceae. Gene Ontology annotation, biological process: proteolysis. Gene Ontology annotation, molecular function: aspartic-type endopeptidase activity. The transcript has a single exon.
AUGUCCUUUGCAACCAGAAUGAUGAUCAUGGCACUCUCUAUUCAAAUCAUUACAGUUCUUCUCUUUAUUACCGUCGUCACUGUCUCCUCAUCAUCUCCCGGCGGAUUCACCAUGGACCUAAUCCACCGUCGUUCUAAUUCAUCUUCUACCGGUCGCUCUAACACUUACGAUCAACUCCGAUCAUCUCCUUACGCCGACGUCAUCUAUGAUACUACCUCCGGAGGAGAGUAUCUUAUGAAACUCCAAAUCGGUACACCUCCUGUCGAGUUCGAAGCACUCAUAGACACGGGAAGCAGUGUCAUAUGGACACAAUGUUUGCCUUGUCUUAAUUGCUACGACCAACGCAAUCCAAUAUUCGACCCUUCGAAAUCCUCCACCUACCAAGAUCUAAGAUGCAACAACAAAGCUGACCAUUCUUGUGUUUAUGAUUUGGUCUACGGAGAUCAAAGCUAUUCCAUAGGAAGCUUUGCUACCGAGACUGUCACGAUUAAAUCCACUUCUGGCCAGUCCUAUGUAAUGCCUGAAACCAUUAUUGGAUGUUCGCACAACAGCUCUAUGCUUGGAAGAUCCUUUUCGGGCAUGGUUGGUCUAAAUUUGGGGCGGUCAUCACUCGUCUCUCAGAUGGGCAAACACAUGCAAGGUGCAAUUUCUUACUGCUUCUCCCCUGAGGGAACUAGUAAGAUACACUUUGGAAGUAAUGCUAUUGUGUCAGGAGAAGGCACUGUCUCGACCACUAUGUUUAUGAAGAAGGAGAACCAUGUUUUCUAUUACCUAAACCUAGACGCGGUCAGCGUUGAGGAGACUCGCAUUGAAACAUUGGGGACACCGUUCCACGCCGUAGACGGGAACAUAAUCAUAGACUCUGGAACCACUUUCACCUACUUGCCCGCGAGCUACUACAGCCUAGUGAGGGAGGCAGUGGAAAAGGUUGUUACAGCGGAACGAGUAACAUACCAGGACGACGAUUCGCUUUGCUACAAAACGGACACAAUGGAUAUCUUUCCAGUGAUCACAAUGCAUUUCAGUGGAGGUGCGGAUCUUGUUUUGGGUAAAAACAAUACGUAUAUGGAUUAUGGAGAAGGCGCCAUUUGUCUGAUUAUUAUAUGUGGUCCGGCGGCACCAAAUUUUGGAGAAGCUAUUUUUGGUAACAUAGCGCAGAACAACUUCUUGGUUGGUUAUGAUCUUUCUUCACGACUUGUUUCUUUUAAACCCACCGAUUGUGGAGUUACACAAGACAUACCAAUAGACGACAACUCAAUUUCUGCAGCGUCGCUUUUUCAGUUUAACAUUAAGUUUGUUUUAUUUGUUUUUGUCCUUUCGUUAAUUAGACUAUAG